AUCUUUUCACGCACUUCCACCUCAGCUGAUCUUAACAUGGUCUAACUACUCUGAACUCUUGCUGUGAAAGUCUUGCACUCGUGGUGAGCCUGCUUGCGGCUGAUAUGUCGGAGGAAGGAGAAGGCAGCUGCAUGCCCCUGGUUGGUGACGAAGAGCUCCUGCUAAGUGGCCCAGAUGACAUCCCACUGCACAGUUCCAACAACCCCGAGCAGCAUUUCCCAAAGUGGUUUGCAAGGCUUGGAGCCGCUGGAGCUUUUGUGGCCUUAGGGCUGUGCUUCGUGAUCUUUCGCAAAGAACACCAACUGAUCUCAUCGAAUCUCUCCUUUGAAAAAGCCUUCGAUUCCUCACAUCACAAGUACCCCAAGUGGAGCGCAACUGCUGAUCCGAACUGGGACGAUGAAGGCGGUUGGGAAGGAACAGAUUCGCCAGUAGCUUCUUCCGGUUCGUAUGGCAAUGAGUUUGGCUAUGGCAAUGUCAGAAGCAAUGACCAGGACGCUGGUGGAAACAAUGAUGCAGGCAUGAGUGGUCAAAGCAGUGCCUAUAGUGGUAGUGCAUGGAACUCAGAUUUGGGUGGUCAAGGCAGUGCCUAUGGUGAUAGGGCAUGGAACUCAGAGCCCGCUGGCUACUCAUUUGAUGAACACCUCAAUGAAGGAUGGCCAAAGGAUAAAGGCAUUUCCAGGGAGCGUCAGCCUCAACCUCAGCCGUACGGUGGUGGUGGCUAUGAAGAUGGAUGGAGUACUGAUGGAUGGGGUGCCGAUGGAUGGAGUGCUGAUGGAUGGAGUGCCGAUGGAUGGCACGAACCUAUCACAACAACAACCACCACAACAGUUCACUUCUAUCCACCGCGGCCAAAGAUUGAGAGGUAUGUGAAUCAAUACAAUGCUUCCAACCCCUUGAAGAUCAAGGUUCAAGGUCUUCGCAGCAGAAACUACUUCUUGAUUAUCGGGGACUGGGGAAAGGCUGGUGGUCCAGGGAGUUGUCAGCUGGCAGUUGCAGCCCGCUUGCGUGAGUACGUCACAGAGCAGAAAGCUGCCGGCAAGCAUCUUCUUUUCAUUGGCUCGGUAGGGGACAACUUCUACUGGACUGGAGCUACCCCAGAGGCAUGGGAGAGGAGCUGGUCCCAGCCAUACGGUGCAAAUGAUCCGAACUCACCGCUUUUCCGAGUACCCUGGCUGUCUGUGUAUGGGAAUCAUGACUUUGGGAACAGCGAUCCUCAUGCCUUUUGCCCACAUUUGUUUCCUCGGAAGAUCGUUGGUGGCCAACCCUAUUCGAGUCAUCAACUCAAUUUGGACAAGUAUCCAGACCGACCUCAUUUCACUGAGCAUUACUGGCUGCCAGACUACAACUAUCACUAUGAACUUCCGGAGGCGAAUCUCGAAGUCAUUGCGGUGGACACAAAUGCGAAAGUGGAACCCACCAUCAUAGGUGGUGAGAAGAAAGGCCGGGCCAAAGCUGACGAGAAGUGCGGUGGGCAGGCAACCACCCAGGCCUUCCUGCAGAAGCUGACGGAAUCUGGAGAGGAUUUGUUGAGGAAGCGGGCAGCUGAAAAUAAGGCUGGCCAAGCUGACACUGUUCUCAUCAUUCAGCACUACCCUGGAAAAUGCCCCCGGGACAUUUUUGAGAACUCCUUGCCACCUGCGCGUAAGGGAAAGGUGAAAGUGUUGUGUGCCUAUGGUCAUGACCACAAUCAAGGAUGCGACUUAAAGGACAAAGAUGGUAUUUGCAUCAAUAUCCUUACAGGAGGUGGUGGAGGUUGCUGUGCUCCCUUGAUCAACACCGCUGGUUUUACGGCUGUGCACCUUGAUGACUCAGCUGGAGUGAAGUCUGUUGAUGUAGAAAGCUCAUCGGUGCGCUUGCCACCGAAGAGCUGCAAAUGGUGAUGCUGUAGCUCAAGGGAGCUGAACAAGCUCUGGUGGUGAUGUUAAAGUAGUCGAUGUCUCUUUCCUUUUCCUUCCCUAAAGGGAACUUUUUAGAUGAAUUGCACAGCGAGGUGGCCAGCUUUGGCGGCAACUCCAAGUGCAAACGAACGAGCUGAGCUGAACCAAAAACAAGCAGAGUACGGGCAAAGCCCAGUGCAUUCCGCACAUUUUGGCUCGAUGCUUGGCUGGGUCCAAUCCAAUUAUGUGUGUGUCGGUGCUGUAACCCUAUUGGAGAUGAUGUUUACGCAUUGGAGCGUCCCUUGAAGGGCGUCCAAUGGCGAAACGGGUUCGGCACGCCGGCAUACAUCACUU
Durusdinium trenchii is the source of this 2231-nucleotide messenger RNA. NCBI's taxonomy places the organism in Eukaryota, Dinophyceae, Suessiales, Symbiodiniaceae. The record is from the annotation of a GenBank genome assembly.